This is a messenger RNA of Carassius gibelio (silver crucian carp), 2668 nucleotides long. RefSeq lists its product as uncharacterized. Bases 434 to 2668 code for a protein of 744 amino acids. NCBI's taxonomy places the organism in Eukaryota, Metazoa, Chordata, Actinopteri, Cypriniformes, Cyprinidae. The transcript is spliced from 2 exons. The record is from RefSeq and is a predicted model, not a curated record.
UUGUGUGUGUGUGUGUGUGUGUGUGUGUGUGUAUGCUAGCAAAUGUGUACAGUUGAACACCCAGCCUUUCAAGUAUACUCCAUUUGAUGUUGAAUGCAAAGAGAGCUUUAUCUGUGUCCAGUUAAGUUAUGGUUGAUCAACUUUUUUUCACUUUUAUAAACCAAAGCUGAGUUACCUCAUACCUUUUUGCUCAGAUUGACAAGCACGCAUGGUAACAAAAAUAGAGUGGUGCAUGUACAGUACGCUUACACUGUUCUGAUGACACAAAUCACAUCACACACACUGCGCGCUGUUGAUUGUGUACAGGUUAAAAUUGAAGCAUACUUUGGCCUUUACAAUGUAUAAAAAUUCUAAUGUAUGUGUAAUGUUUAAUAUUAUUGUAAGUUGCUGAUGUUUUGAUGAUAGUAAUGUGAUUUUAUUUUUUUGUUUUUAGAUGCCUAAGCUGAAGAGAUUUAGAAUGCGGCGUGAGCCAUUCAACAACAAAAGUAAGGCAGAUGUUUCUAAUUCUGUUGCUUGUGCUUGUCCAGACGUGGUGGGCAUUGUAGCAGCCAAUGAGGUUAGACUGAAGUCUGCAGAGGUGACUGAGGAGUUUGUGGGAGUAGCUUGUAGUAUAGUUUCAGUUGUUAAGCACAAGCUACAUAAUGUGUGUACUUGGCGAAAAUCUGACAUUCAGGACAUACGUAGUGAGGGAAGUAAACUGGUCAAUGACAUGACUAGGUGUAAAAAAAAACCUGAGAGUUAUGGAGACUGUCGAUUUUCUCAGUGGUUUGGUGGGCAACAUGACAUUUUCAGUACAACAUGCAAAGUAACAAUAGAACGAUUAAUGAAUGGAGGAAAAAAUGACUUGUAUGAGAAAUUACAGGAGAUUUUGUUUAGUCAUGAAUCUUGUUUGGUCAACAUAAAAGGAGACACGUGUGCUAUUGUCAGACAUAAUGAUUUCUAUGUUGUUGUUGACUGUAAUGUCCGUAACGCAUGUGGUUUGGGAUCAGACAUUGGAACUGCAGUUGUUGUUUUCAACACAAAUUGGCAAGACCUAUUUUUGCACAUUGAUAAUUUAAUGACAAGUCUGAAUGCAGAAAACUUUAGUAUAUGUGGCAUCAAUGUCAACUUAUCAUUAUCAGAAAUGCCACAAGUUGUUUACAAUGAUACUGUUGGAGAAAACAGAGAAUGUACAGCAAAUGAAACUGAAGAAAUGUCAGCAUCUACAUUAAAUCAAAGAGAAGGUGUUAGCAUCCGUGGAUCAUUUCAUCAGGGUGACCGUAAGUUCAAGUGGCCAGGGAAACAGUGUGUUGCGAUUAGUUUGGCUGCUAUAGCGAUGCACAGUGUGCUUAGUGUGUUCUCAUGGCAAAGUAAAGAUCUAGAUAAUGCUGUAAAUACUGGCGAUAGCUUGUAUUCUAGUUUGCGUCAAAGUGGUUUAAUCAGUGAUCCAACAAAGAAAAAGUUGCUGUGUAUUCAAGAUCUUCCUAAAGAGUAUGUGUUUGGUACAACUGCAUUCAAAUUUGAAUAUGCUGAUUUUGUUUCUGGACAUGUAGAUGUGGUUGAUGGAGAUUUUAUUAGAUCUGGUGCAUGUGUGACAUUAGCUGAUGGUUUGCAAACAAUGUUUGAAAAAUAUGACACAUGCUUUUUUACCUUAAAUGGCAGUACUAUUGCCAUUAUUAAAGAAAAUAGUAGGUUUGCUGUGGUUGAUUCUCAUGCACGUAACAGUGCUGGAAUGGUUGAUGGUAAUGGAUUUAGUGUGGUUGUAUAUUAUAAUUCGCUAAAUUGUGUUUUGAAGCACAUUGAAAAUUUGUCUGCAUUUACUCGAAGAAACCUGAAGAUUUUUGAAAUAAGUGGGGUCUGUGUCCUACUUAAAAGCCAAGACAAAUCUGAUAGUCAUACAGAAAGCAUAAAUGAUGAAAGUGAAAAAAUUACCUGCAAGGGUAAAAAAAGAAUGCAUGAUUGUAUAAAUGUGAAUGUGGAAGAAGAAAAAGAAAUUUUGGUUACUAAACCGAAGAGAUUUAAAAUACAGAGUGAGCCAUUCAACAACAAAAGUAAGGCAGAUGUUUCUAAUUCUGUUGCUUGUGCUUGUCCAGACGUGGUGGGCAUUGUAGCAGCCAAUGAGGUUAGACUGAAGUCUGCAGAGGUGACUGAGGAGUUUGUGGGAGUAGCUUGUAGUAUAGUUUCAGUUGUUAAGCACAAGCUACAUAAUGUGUGUACUUGGCGAAAAUCUGACAUUCAGGACAUACGUAGUGAGGGAAGUAAACUGGUCAAUGACAUGACUAGGUGUAAAAAAAACACUGAGAGUUAUGGAGACUGUCGAUUUUCUCAGUGGUUUGGUGGGCAACAUGACAUUUUCAGUAAAACAUGCAAAGUAACAAUAGAACGAUUAAUGAAUGGAGGAAAAAAUGACUUGUAUGAGAAAUUACAGGAGAUUUUGUUUAGUCAUGAAUCUUGUUUGGUCAACAUAAAAGGAGACACGUGUGCUAUUGUCAGACAUAAUGAUUUCUAUGUUGUUGUUGACUGUAAUGUCCGAAACGCAUGUGGUUUGGGAUCAGACAUUGGAACUGCAGUUGUUGUUUUCAACACAAAUUGGCAUGACCUAUUUUUGCACAUUGAUAAUUUAAUGACAAGUCUGAAUGCAGAAAACAUGUGGUUGAUGGAGAUUUUAUUAGAUCUGGUGCAUGUGUGA